CGGCGAUUUUUAUUGGUUAAAUCUUGCCGCUAUUUUCCUUUCGUCGUUUUAUUUCUUUGAAUCCUUCAAAACGGUCGUAUUUCGGUUUUAAGACCUUAAGUGAUACUUACCAGUUAAUUUCAACAACUAAUCUACAAGAAACCACGAUAUAAGAUGGCAGAUGUCACAGUAAAUUCUACAAGUCACAACCCCAAAGAGCUGCUGAGUCAAGGAAUCAAAGCGUACGUCCUUCAGGACUACGAUGCUGCCGUCCAGGCUCUUAGCCAGGCCAGCCAACUGCUGGCAGAAGAGCAUGGCGAUGACCUUCACGAAUCUCUUGGAGAAGUGUACUUGUAUUACGGUAAGGCUCUUUUAGCUUUGAGCAGGGAUGAAUCCGAUGCUCUGGGCGACGCCGUACCGAAGAAUGAUGAUGAUGAAGAAGAAGAGGAAGAAGUGGAAGAAGGCGAUGAAGAAGACAACCAAGAAAAGAAAGACGAGGAACAACCGGAAGUUGCUGCAGGACCCUCAGAGGAAAAAGCAAGCGAAGAAAACAACGAAACAACGGAAGAAAAGGACGAUGAACCCACCGAUCUUCAAGUGGCCUGGGAGGUGCUCGAGCUGGCCAAGAAAAUCUUCGAAGCUAAAGGCGACGACGGGAAGAAAUCGCUGGCGGAAACAUUCAUCAUCCUCGGCGAAAUUUCGCUGGAAAGCGAGAACUUCGAGUCCGCCGUCAGCGAUAUAAAGCAAGGUUUGGAUAUGCAGAAGAGCUUGUACGGUAGCGACAGCAGAACAGUGGCGGAGACUCUCUACAAGCUGGGUAUCGCUUACUCGACGAACACUCAGAUUGAAGAGGCGGUUGAUUGCUUCAACGAUUCUUUGUCCUACUUGAAGAACCGCAUCAACGUCUUGGAGAAGAGCGAAGAUAAGAAAGAUUCCACUGAUGAUGAAGUGAAGGAAAUUAAAGAUCUGAUACCGGAAAUCCUGGAGAAAAUCGCCGAUAUGAAGAACUACAAGGAAGAGGCUAUUAAAAAUUUGGCUUCCGCUUUGUGCGAAAAUAAAACAGGUGAGUCCAGUGGCGGGUCGUCAAAACAAGCUUCAGAUAUUUCGCAUUUGGUAAAACGUAAAAGGAAAGUCGAGGAUUCUCCGAAUAAAUCCACUGAAACCGGUGAUUGCCCAGUCAAAAAACCAUCCCCAUAAUUUUGUCAAAAAAAAAUGUUGUAAUGUAUUAUUUUUAUCUUUUUUAAACCGUAAGUCUAUUUAUUUAUUUGUGUUUGAUUGAAUAUGUGGACCAUAGUUAUUAAAAUUAUAAGUUACGAAAUUUCUAUUAAAA
Brassicogethes aeneus is the source of this 1309-nucleotide messenger RNA. NCBI's taxonomy places the organism in Eukaryota, Metazoa, Arthropoda, Insecta, Coleoptera, Nitidulidae. The record is from the annotation of a GenBank genome assembly.